GCGGGGGGUGACGUCACCCGCCCCGCCCCGCCCCCUCGCCGGCUGCUGGGUGCCGGCGCGCGCUGCCCUGCGCCCGCCCGCACCCGAAUUCGCCCCGGCCAUGAAAAUCUGGAGCUCGGAGCACGUCUUCGGGCACCCCUGGGACACGGUGAUCAAAGCUGCGAUGAGAAAGUACCCCAACCCGAUGAAUCCAUGUGUGGUAGGAGUAGAUGUCCUCGACAGGAGCCUUGACAACCAGGGGAGGUUGCACAGUCACCGCCUGCUCAGCACAGAGUGGGGAUUGCCGAGCAUUGUGAAAGCGAUUUUAGGAACAAGCAGAACCCUGACUUACAUUGAAGAACAUUCUGUGGUAGAUCCAGUAGAAAAAAAGAUGGAGCUUUGCUCAACUAAUAUUACUCUCACAAACUUGGUGUCUGUUGAUGAGAGACUGGUUUACACGCCUCAUCCUGAGAACCCUGAAAAAACUGUGCUAACGCAAGAAGCAAUUAUUACCGUCAAAGGCAUUAGCUUGAGCAGUUAUUUGGAAAGCUUAAUGGCAAACACAAUAUCUUCUAAUGCCAGAAAGGGGUGGGAUGCUAUUGAGUGGAUAAUUCAAAAUUCUGAAAGCGCUCUAAGCUAGCAGUUCUCCACACCUGCAGUUUGCACUAACUAGUGGGUCGAGACGCCCUGGAGUGGGUGAUCAGCAAACUAAACACAGAACUGGAGGAGCUGAAGUCAACGCGCGAGGGCGUGAAACCAGCCAUGGCAGCGGCAUCAGCAGAAAAAUAAAAGCCAAAAGUACCAAGUAACUGACAAAAAAGAUAUAUUAUUCUGCCGACUGCUUUAUAGAUCUCCCUUCCAAGGCUGAUCUGCAUAGUUUUUAUACAUUUGUAAGAACAUAGGAUCAGCAGAAAAGUAACCUCAUCUUUCAUCUCCACAGCAGCUUCUGCAGCCUACCGAAGGCUGAACUGACCACCUGCAGAUGCUCUUUUCAUGUAAACGAUUUCUUUUAAACACUGGAAACAAAAUGUUUAGCACAUUUAAAACUGCCUAAAUGUGCCUUGUGUAACAAAGAUUGAGAGUAUGUUAUAUUUUACACCAUCUCGGUUUUUCAUACUGAAACUUGAAAAGAACUCGUGUUUGUUGAGGGUUCUCCGCGCGAGCAUUUGUUCUGUGAAGGGCCCAUGGGUACUAGAGCACUGAAUUUUGUUUGGUUUGUAACCUGGCAGCAUCUUACAACCAUUUAAAGGGAACUACAUGAGACAGGACGUGAUACUCUAGAGCAAGAUACCUAUCUAGAGAAUCAUCCCCAAAAGCUAACACUUGUGUGAUGCUAACUCUUCUUAUGUUGUUUAAAUGUACUGUCUGAACGUGACGGAUGCUUUACCUCUUAGAUGUUUAUAUCCCAACGAAGACAAAGUUUCUGUCGAUGUUUGAUGUUAAUAGCCUAAACAGAUGGUUGUUUUUUUUUCUUUUGGGGGGAGGUUAUAAUUUAUGUUCCUAUUUAUUAACUUUCCCUAGUUCCUCCCCUCACUAGCAGAAGAGGAGUAGUAAUUCCUGGAAGGUGCUGGAAAAUACUUCUCUUAUUUAGCUGUAAGAAGGGCACUCGUAGGCUACUUGAAUGAAGAGGCUGUGCUGUUCCACUGCUCCUUGCUCUUCACAGAAUGUCUUAACUGAGGAAGAGACUGAUGCAAUAACCAGAAGAGUCGAAAUAAGCAGGAAGUUUGAAAUCCGAAGGGUGAUGUUUCAUAAACACGUGUUUUUCAUGUCCUAAAAGGAGAAAACAAAGAGCACAAGAAAAACAAGCGGACUCUCCUUUUUGAGUUCUUUCUACAAACUACUGACUACUAGCGUAACCGAUCUUUUCAACACUUUGCCACAUUGGUACAAAUGUUUUUAGAAUUCUUUUAACUGCUUCUCGUUAUCUGGAAAAAUACCGCAGUAACUAUUGAAAUUGCCUCUCUUAAAAUAUACAGAAAUAGAUACUGGAAAUGGGUACCAGCCUUUGUCAGAAGUUCACAAAGCUUUCUUACUCGGUCAGGUGUAGUAUGUGUUUCUUAGACAGCCCUCUGUUGGGGCAUUUUAAAUUAUUUUUUUGUGUGUGCACAAACUGAAAUAAAUGUUGCAAGGAUGUUUACUUGUUCAAGUGGCAAACCGUGUGUUUAGGAAGCUGUUAAAGAGCAUGAGUAACUUCUUUAAAAAAAAAAAAAAGAGUAAAAUGUGGUCAUUGUUUUGAUCUGGUCAUUUAAAAUGUCUGUAGCUUAAGGGAAUCUCAGAGUCUGCGUUCUGUUUAGCUUGAAAGUGAAUAUUAAUUUGGCUGUCAGUAUAGUCAAGCUAAAUUACAUGAUCCUAAUAAACUUAAGGUAUAUAUCUAGGUAUUAGUAAAAAGUAAUGAAAUGAGUAGCUGAUAUUUACAUUGCUAUUUUUAUACGGACCUUAAGCCUUUCUCGUUUCGGAACAGAAACUUAGACUUGAAAGUCUGCUGAUAGCAGCUCCUUUCUGGAAGAUCUGCUGGAUAGUUGUGGUGCAAGUCAUGGUCAUGCUUCCCGGGUGAGCAACGCCACUUCCUGUGCAAAGAAUGCAGAAGCUGUUGUAGCACCUUGUGAGGUUGGGCUAGCAAGGGGAGUGCAGCUAUUGCGAAGCUCUGCAUAUGAAAGGAUGAGUAAGUGUUUGUGCAUGUGGAGACCUGUACUGCAGCAUUUCCGUAUGUGCUGCUUGGAGAUGGUGAAAACUAAACUGUGAGGGAGUGGAAAAGGGUGUUUUUUUUUUUUUUUUUGAGGGGUUCGUGUAUUGCUUUGGCUCAGAAGAAGAAUUGUCUAAAGCUGCUUCGUACAUCAGGUUUGAAGUAAUUGCUUCGUGCUGUCUUAACCUGACUGAUUUGUACACAUCACCUUCAGCACUGGCUGCCCUCCCAGAAAGGUCACUGCGAGCACCUGCAUCGUGCCUGGGGCCAAACUUGUCUGCUCUGCCUUAGGGUCAGUACUAACUGUGCUUCUGUUUUUAUUGAUUACUUUGCACUUUGUUUCCUUCUUCCAGAAACAUCCUUACCUGCUUGUGUUGCAGCAUCUCCUUCCUGUUUUCAUUCCCUGCUGGUUUCUCUCCACAUUUCAUGCGACUCAGGAGCUAAACAGCAUGCGCUUGGCUUUCCAGUCUCUCCGCUGCUCCUCUUGCCACCGCUCAACACCUUGUCUUCUGGUGCUCAGCCCUCUGCUGGUCUCUAAGCUAAAUGGGAGAGGCGAAGCUUAGGAUAAGGAGGAGCCUAACUUCUUCAGAGGUCAGUUCUGGCAGCCAGCUGCCUCUCGCAACUGCCAGAAGAGUGCUGCUGUUUCUUUGGGGUAGGUGGCACUCCUGCAGCUCUGGGCUUGUUGCCCUUCCUGCGAUUGCUCACUUUGCCCGUGUGUACAAAGAGCCCUCGCAGUCAGUGGUCAUACUGCGACCAGGCAGGCUGCAGUGUUUAGCAGGGGAAGUGGCUCUUAAUUUCCUCUGAGCUUCUGUGGAGAGCUGGACUUUCUGCUUUCUGCUCAUUGGGUUUGCACACAGCUUUCGCUCUCCUGCUCUGACCACGUGAGUCUUGUCCGUGGGCUCUGAUGGGAUCAGCAGCUGCAUGUUCAGCCCUGCUGUACACAACCAUUUUUCAAGCAUGCCGCUUCCCACCCCAGUUCUGGCACUGUUAUAGUCUGAGUUUACCUUUUUGGGAAAAAUUUUUGGAAUUGCAUGUCUUGGUCUUGUACACCUAUCCUUCCCUAGAGAAGCUCCCAUCUCUUUUACUUACUGGUAAUGGCUACAACAUAUUUCUGAAGUUGGUUUUAUGUCAUGUCCACUGACCGAGUGUCAGAGGUGGAAAGCCACCAGAUGGGAGGUGCUAGGGAGAUUGCUGGGGCAGCUUUUCGUAUCAGUGCAGAAACAGCCUUUCCUGGAAGGAAAGAUGUUCAUAAAGCAGAAAUAGUGCUAACUCAUUAAAUUGGAAGGAUCUUGAAGUGCUGGGCACCAAGCAGAAGAAAGCUCAGCACGUGUGACCAUGAAUGGGUAGCAAGUGCUGUCUCGAACGAUAAUCCUGCACUUUGAGAGUUAGAAAUUGAAUGAAAGUAGUGUUUUGUGUGCUGGGGGAUGGAGGUGGUUUGCUGCAGUUCACGUGUUUCUCAACCACCAGGUAGCAAUUCAAGAGAAAGGGAGGUGGGGGGAUGUGUGUGUGGAGAGGAGCUUUGGUUUGAAGAGUGUGUCCUGCUUAUCCUGUGUGUGACCAUGUAAUAAAGCAGCGCUGAGAAAGAGGAACCUGAACAGUGACAUUCCUUGCUGUGGCAGUUUUCAUAUAAAUCCUCGAGCGGAACAGUUGGUAACACCUUUCCUAUUCUUGCAUCUUCCUAGACUGUAAGCUGUGAAGGCCAGGAAUCUGUAAAGUGUCUGUGUACACUAUGGUGCUAUCUUAAAUAAAAGAUGUCCUCUGUUAAAAAAAA
Messenger RNA from Anas platyrhynchos (mallard), 4433 nucleotides. It is a transcript of the gene PRELID3A, whose product is annotated as PRELI domain containing 3A. Lineage: Eukaryota; Metazoa; Chordata; Aves; Anseriformes; Anatidae. The record is from RefSeq and is a predicted model, not a curated record. Gene Ontology annotation, cellular component: mitochondrial intermembrane space.